Messenger RNA from Gavialis gangeticus (Gharial), 1164 nucleotides. It is a transcript of the gene GJA8, whose product is annotated as gap junction protein alpha 8. The transcript has a single exon. Gene Ontology annotation, biological process: cell communication. NCBI's taxonomy places the organism in Eukaryota, Metazoa, Chordata, Crocodylia, Gavialidae. The coding region runs from base 1 to 1164 and encodes 387 amino acids. The record is from RefSeq and is a predicted model, not a curated record. Gene Ontology annotation, cellular component: connexin complex.
AUGGGUGACUGGAGCUUCUUGGGGAACAUUUUAGAACAGGUGAAUGAGCAAUCCACCGUCAUUGGGAGGGUUUGGCUCACAGUGCUCUUCAUCUUUCGAAUCCUGAUCCUGGGAACAGCCGCCGAAUUAGUCUGGGGAGAUGAACAGUCAGACUUUGUGUGCAACACCCAACAGCCUGGUUGUGAGAAUGUCUGUUAUGAUGAAGCCUUCCCCAUUUCCCACAUCCGUCUCUGGGUCCUUCAGAUCAUCUUUGUCUCCACACCUUCACUUGUGUACUUUGGGCACGCUGUGCAUCAUGCACGAAUGAAGGAGAAGAAGAAAGAGAGGGAGGAAGCUGAGAGACGUCGGCUAGGUGAGAUGGAGAAUGAGGGGCUAAACUUAGCUCCAAUCCAAAUGAGGGGGGGCAAGAAGUUCCCACUGGAAGGAACAUUAUUGAGAACGUAUGUCUGCCACAUCAUUUUCAAAACCCUCUUUGAGGUUGGGUUCAUUGUAGGCCAGUACUACCUGUAUGGGUUCCGAAUUCUGCCCCUCUACCGCUGUGGCCGGUGGCCCUGUCCCAACCUUGUGGACUGCUUUGUAUCCAGACCCACUGAGAAGACAGUCUUCAUUAUGUUCAUGCUGGCGGUGGCCUCAUUAUCUCUCUUCCUCAACCUCGUGGAGAUCAGUCAUUUGCUCAUGAAAAGGAUGCAGCUGGCUUUCUGGAAGCCGGCGGAGCCACCGCUGGGGGAGAUCUCAGACAAACCCCUACAUUCCCUCGCAGUGACUUCCAUUCAGAAGGUCAAGGGCUACAAGUUGCUGGAGGAGGAAAAGCCAGUGUCCCACUAUUUCCCCCUAACCGAAGUGGGGGUUGAAGCUAGCCACCUUCCAUCCUCCUUCAAUGACUUUGACGAGAAGAUUGGUAUGGGGCCUCUAGAAGAACUAUCCAGGGCCUUUGAUGAGCGGUUACCAUCCUAUGCCCAAACAAAAGAGCAGGAAGACAGCAGGGAAGCAGGAGGUGAGCAAGAAGAGGAACAAGAGAUGCUGAAAAGAGAUGGGCAGGGAGAGGUGAAGGGGUUGGAAGAGCAGGAGCCAUCAGCACCUGCUGAAUUGACAGCUGAUAUGAGACCCCUCAGCAGGCUUAGUAAAGCCAGCAGCCGGGCCAGGUCAGAUGAUUUGACUGUAUGA